CACUGACAAAGUCUAACCAACAUGCUAUAUAUCCAUUCCUAAAAAUAACAUAUUGGAUUAACAUAUUUCAGAUUUCUGUAAGUCUUUUUGGUCUGACACUCCAGAACCAGAAAACAUGACACCAGCCAUCUCCAGAACCGCUGCAGGGGAGAUAAACCAUUGGUGGAGCCAAAUGAAGUUCCGACUUCAGCAUAAAAAGGGCUGGAAUGAAAUGUUAGAUGAGACCUUCCUCAUGCAGACAAAAAGAGUAAAUGACAUUCCCCUGUUUUCGGCCACUAAGGAGAAUAAUGCAGCCUGUAUUAAGAAACUUCUUGACUGCGCAUCAACAAACAUCUUUGAGAGAGGAGAGCUUGGAGAGACUGCAUUGCAUGUUGCUGUGUUGAAUGAUAAUUUUGAAGCAGCUAUGGCAUUAAUGGAUGGAGCACCAGAGCUCAUUAAUGAGCCUAUGACUUCUGAACUUUAUCAAGGUUUAACAGCCCUUCAUAUUGCUGCAGUUAAUCAGAAUGUCAAUUUAGUCCGGGAGUUGAUAAUUAGAGGGGGUGAUGUCGCGACACCCAGGGUCACAGGCAUGUACUUCCGCAAAAGAAGAGGAGGACUUCUGUACUUUGGUGAACACAUCCUGGCAUUUGCAAGCUGCGUGGGUAAUGAAGAAAUGAUCACCAUGCUGAUAAAGGCUGGUGCUAAUAUUCGGGCUCAGGAUUCCCUGGGUAACACCAUUCUACAUUUGUUGGUAUUGCAGCACAAUAAAACAACUGCAUGUCAGAUUUUUGACAUGCUAAUGACAUGCGAUGCAGAACUGGAACCUACUGUACCUCUAGACAUGAUACCCAACUUCAGAGGCCUCACACCUUUCAAACUUGCUGCUAAGGAGGGCAACAUUGUGGCAUUCCAACACUUGGUUAGCCGCAGACGAAUUAUUCAGUGGAGUCUGGGGCCAUUGUCCUCCAACAUUUAUGACCUUACUGAGAUUGACUCCAGGGUAGAUGACCUCUCAGUGCUUGAGGUUAUUGUCAGCAGUCAGAAAAGAGAGGCCAGGAGGAUUCUUGACCUGACUCCAGUGCGACAGCUCGUCAGUCUGAAGUGGAAUCUUUUUGGGAAGCAUUACUUCAGGUUAUUGAUGCUGGUGUACCUGCUGUACAUUAGCAUAUUUACACUGUGUUGUAUAAACCGCCCCCUAAAGGAUCUUCCUGAGAAUUACACCAAAGCGGACAACGAUCCCACCAUAAAAAUGCAGAAAACUUUCCAGGAGAGCUAUCAAACACGUAAAGAUCACAUCCGUUUAAUUGGAGAAAUUCUCAGUGUCAUAGGAGCCAUCAUUAUUCUGCUGAUAGAGAUUCCCAGUAUUUUGAAAGUGGGGGCUAAACGCUAUUUCGGCCAAAGUGCCCUUGGAGGUCCGUUCCAUGUUACUUUGGUUAGCUAUGCAUGUCUAGUUGUGAUUCUGUGUGUGCUGAGGACAACUGGAAUGGCUGGAGAAGCUGUGCUAAUGGCUUGGUCUCUGGUUCUUGGCUGGUCCAAUGUUAUGUACUUCGCCAGAGGUUUUGAGAUGUUGGGGCCCUAUGUCAUUGUGAUCCAAAAGACAAUAUUUGGAGACUUGACAAAGUUCAUGUGGUUGAGCCUCAUCUUUCUCAUAGGAUUCUCUGCUGCCUUGUGGAUAGUCUACAUGACUCAAGAACCUUUGGCUGUACCAGCAUACCGUUCUUUCCCCAUUUCCUUAUUCUCUCAGUUUGAGUUGAGUAUUGGUCUGAUUGACUUGCCUGUGGACCACACUAUCUACACCCAUCCAGUCGUGUUCUGUCUCCACAUCUGCUUCAGCGUUGUCUCUUACAUCCUUCUGUUUAAUCUCCUGAUCGCCAUGAUGAGCGACACACAGUGGCGGGUCACCCAGGAGCGUGACGAACUCUGGAGGACACAGGUGGUGGCCACUACUCUGAUGCUCGAAAGAAGGCUUCCACUGUGUCUGUGGCCAAGGCUGGGUGCAUGUGGUAUGGCGUAUGGCCUGGGUGAACGUUGGUACCUCCGAGUGGAGGAUCGCAAUGACCCAUUGGUGCAAAAGAUGAGACGAUAUAUUAAUGCAUUUGCAAAGGAUGGAAAACCAGUCAAUGAGAUGGAGGAUACUGGGAAGAGUGACAAUGGAAGUGAUCCAUUGCAAAUCAAGUCUAAUGAAGGACAUCAGAUUUCAUCCAAAAGGAAGCCACUAAAAUGCUGGCAGAUUAUUCGUCAGAGUAUAGAAGUUGAUAGGGAAGAAAAUGUGGAUUGCCCUGAUUCCUAAUGGAAGUAUAUGUGUAAAUGGGUUGGGGUCAAGUUGUAAUGUAAAAGUUAUGUGACAUUCAUAAAACAAAUUAAGGGUACCAACUUAUUCUGAAUUAUUUCAGUGUUUUACUGUAUUUAAAUGUAUAAAUGUUGUGUUUGGUAGAAAAAGUUGAACUGUGCAACAUGAAUAUUGUUAAAUAUAAGGGUAGAAGUUUAAUCAAGCAAUACAAAAAGAGACAUUACAAACUAGAGAAUGAAUGUGCAAUUCAGGCAUUUACUUUAGUUAAAUAUUGUGUGGACAUUAGACAUGUUAAGUGCAAAUAAACAAGCUUUGUAUAUAUGAUCACAACAAUUAACUUGUAUUAGUUCAGUGAUAAUACUGACAAAUAAACUGGACAACUUCCAAAAAAAAAU
Molecule: messenger RNA, 2664 nt
Organism: Xyrauchen texanus (razorback sucker)
Lineage: Eukaryota; Metazoa; Chordata; Actinopteri; Cypriniformes; Catostomidae
Gene: trpv6
Product: transient receptor potential cation channel, subfamily V, member 6
Exons: 17
Coding region: 116-2269 (717 amino acids)
Biological process (GO): calcium ion import across plasma membrane
Cellular component (GO): membrane
Molecular function (GO): calcium channel activity; protein binding
Source: RefSeq, a predicted model, not a curated record